Messenger RNA from Auanema sp. JU1783, 816 nucleotides. The record is from the annotation of a GenBank genome assembly. NCBI's taxonomy places the organism in Eukaryota, Metazoa, Nematoda, Chromadorea, Rhabditida, Rhabditidae.
UUGCACUUAAGGAUGUGGGGGUUAAUAUUAUUUCUUUUCUUCUUAGCGAUUCUGUUAGCCUUUCUUCCUCAGGACUACGGAGUGAAAUAUUAUGUCAAAUGCAUGUACUAUUCCUUCUGUCUGAGUUUUGGAGGCAUGCUAGGUGGUCUAUUGUCAUUGCCUUAUGGAAGAACUACUGACAACCAUUAUAGAAUCUUCGCCGUAUUCCAGAUGAUGAAUUCAUUGCUCAAUAUUCAGUUUAUUAAAAAGAACGUUGAUAGCCUAGAAAGUGAUGAGCCUUUUGUUAUAAUCGCAAAUCAUCAGAGUGCUCUAGAUGUUUUGGGAAUGACUUUUGUUUGGCCAAAGAAUUGUGUUGUGAUGUUGAAAAGUAGUUUGAAGUUCCUCCCCGGCUUUAACUUAUGUGCUUACCUUUGCGAGGCUAUUUACAUCAAUAGAUUUAGUAAAGAAAAAGCUCAUAAGACUGUUGAUGGAACAGUUGAUGACAUCAUGAAGAACAAGAAAAAAGUUUGGAUAUACCCCGAAGGAACUCGUAACCCUACUUCCACUCUUCUCCCCUUCAAGAAAGGAGCUUUCAGAAUCGCGAAGCAAGCAAAUAUCCCAAUCGUUUGUUGUUGUUUCUCCACUCACGAUGUGUUCUACAACUAUAAAGAGAAAAUCUUCCGAGACAACGGAAAGGUUCUGAUUGACCUUCUCCCACCAGUUCACCCAGCAGAUUUUGAAACAGUUGAUGAUCUUAGUGAACAUUGUCGAAAAAUAAUGCAAGAGAGGAUUGGUGAAUUGAACAAAGAAAUCCGCUCAAUCACUAGCUCUUCCUAA